AUGAGGAUUGUGCAAAGUCCUAAUGAUUUUGUUGACUCAUUCUUGGGAGCACAACGUGAGGCUGCUGCUUCUUUCGGCAUAAAUACCAUCUUGCUGGAGAAAUAUAUUACGAAGCCAAGGCACAUAGAAGUCCAGGUAUUCGGAGACAAACAUGGUAACAUUAUACAUUUGUAUGAGAGAGAUUGCAGCGUGCAGAGAAGACAUCAGAAGAUAAUUGAAGAAGCUCCAGCUCCAAACGUCAUCAGUGAGUUCCGCUCCCACUUGGGUCAGGCUGCUGUAUCUGCAGCCAAGGCAGUUGGUUAUCACAAUGCUGGCACUGUGGAGUUUAUUGUUGAUACUCUCUCAGGGAAGUUUUAUUUCAUGGAGAUGAAUACCCGUCUUCAGGUUGAACAUCCUGUGACUGAGAUGAUUGUUGGUCAAGAUCUUGUAGAGUGGCAAAUACGUGUUGCAAAUGGAGAACCUCUUCCGUUGACUCAAUCGCAGGUGCCGUUAUCAGGUCAUGCUUUUGAAGCCCGGAUAUAUGCUGAAAAUGUUCCGAAAGGAUUUCUUCCAGCAACUGGAGUUCUUCACCACUAUUGUCCUGUUCCAGUCUCAUCUACAGUUCGGGUUGAUACUGGAGUUGAGCAAGGGGACAUUGUGAGCAUGCAUUAUGAUCCCAUGAUUGCUAAGCUUGUAGCAUGGGGAGAAAAUCGUGCCACUGCAUUAAUCAAUAUGAGGGACUGCUUAUCAAAGUUUCAGGUUGCAGGUUUGCCAACCAAUAUAGAUUUUCUCUUGAAGCUUGCUAACCAUGGGGCAUUUGAGAAUGGUGAAGUUGAGACACAUUUUAUUGAGCACUUUAGGGAUGACUUAUUCAUUGAUCCUAGUAAUUCAGAAUCAGCACAAGAAGCAUAUGAUGCUGCUAAACACAAUGCAGCCCUGGUAGCUGCUUGUCUUUGUGAAAAGGAACUUGCAGCUGUAAGGGAAAGUUCUCCUGGGGGCCUCUCUAUAUGGUAUGCUCAUCCCCCUUUCAGAGUCCAUCAUAAUCCUAAGCGUACAAUGGAACUUGAGUGGGACAAUGAAUACAAUAACAGUAGCUCACAGAGUUUGUCGUUUUCUAUAACUUAUCAGCCAGAAGGGAAGUAUCUCAUUGAGACAGGAGAAAGUAGUUUCCGUGGUAUGGAAGUUAAGGUUGCACACCUAGGCAACCAUGAUUUCAGAGUGGAACUUGACGGCAUAAUCAUGACUGUCAGUCUAGCUGUUUAUUGCAAGGAUCAAAACGAGCACAUCCAUAUGUGGCAUGGGUCACAACAUCAGCAUUUCAAACAAAAACUGGGCCUUGAUCUCUGUUAUGAUGAAGAAACCCAGCACAAACCUGCUUUUGAAACAGCAUCACACCCUCCAGGAGCUGUGGUGGCUCCCAUGGCUGGUUUAGUGGUUAAAGUUUUGGCAAAGGAUGGGACGAAGGUUGAGGAAGGGCAACCUAUAGUAGUCUUAGAAGCGAUGAAGAUGGAGCAUGUUGUAAAGGCGCCAACAGCUGGUUAUGUCAGUGGGCUUCAAGUUACAGCUGGCCAACAAGUUUCUGAUAGUAUCGUUCUAUUCAGUGUCAAGGUGGAGUGAAAAUGUUGGCGAGGUUCUGCUUUCAUGAGAAAUCUUACAUUACAUAGGUAGAACUUGUGUUCUGAGGUUGUUGUAAACAGAAAGGGGUCAUUUGAUCUUGUAAUUCCUCAUGAGGAAAGGAAAGUAAAUCAUUGGAUGGUUUGAUCAGAUCUUUUUUAUUGUUACAGAGGCGUCACCUUAUUCAGGUUGUGGUGGGUGUAGACCAAGACUGGUCGUGGCCGUGGCCAUGGCCAGUUGGCUCUCUUAUUUGGAUGCAAAUGCAAACAAGCUUGAUAAUUAAUUUU
Ilex paraguariensis (yerba mate) is the source of this 1880-nucleotide messenger RNA. Lineage: Eukaryota; Viridiplantae; Streptophyta; Magnoliopsida; Aquifoliales; Aquifoliaceae. The record is from the annotation of a GenBank genome assembly.